AUGGGAGUACCCAAGUUCUUUGCCUGGCUGGCACAGAAAUGCCCACAAAUGAUUCAUCCCGUGACCCGCGACUCCAUCGUUGACGUCGACAACUUGUACCUGGACAUGAACGGGGUGGUGCACCAGUGCCGGCAGGGCGCCAACAGCGAGGAGGAGCUCAUCGUGGCCACCUUCCAGUACAUCGAGGCCCUCGUGGACAUCGUGCGCCCCAAGAAGUACCUCUACAUGGCCGUCGACGACUCAUGA
Acanthamoeba castellanii str. Neff is the source of this 246-nucleotide messenger RNA. Its product is annotated as 5'3' exoribonuclease 2, putative. The record is from RefSeq and is a predicted model, not a curated record. Gene Ontology annotation, biological process: nuclear-transcribed mRNA catabolic process. The transcript is spliced from 3 exons. Gene Ontology annotation, cellular component: nucleus. Lineage: Eukaryota; Discosea; Longamoebia; Acanthamoebidae. Bases 1 to 246 code for a protein of 81 amino acids. Gene Ontology annotation, molecular function: RNA binding; 5'-3' RNA exonuclease activity.